Molecule: messenger RNA, 1098 nt
Organism: Cyclocybe aegerita
Lineage: Eukaryota; Fungi; Basidiomycota; Agaricomycetes; Agaricales; Hemipholiotaceae
Source: the annotation of a GenBank genome assembly
AUGUCUAGACAAAUUCAUGUUUUUAAAGUCAUAAAUGAGGCGCCGAUGUCUUUUGAGGACGUCGUCAACGUCCUGCACAAAAUUAGGAACAGCGCAAACAACAAUGGUCAAACAUCGUUGAUUGCUGCUCUUGACCACCACCUGGCAUGCCUCAGCCUCUCGAAAUGCACUAAUGCGCUCACAUUUGUCAUAUUUAAGGAUGCCCCCUUGCAUGCACAACGGAGUGCUACCCCACUGCGUGCCCCUCCCCUUCAAGAAGGGAUGUGGGACGGCACAUUUGUGUCUACGGUAGCUCCCACCCCCUCCCUUGCUCCCUCACCUGACCCCACGGCUGCCCGACCCUGCCCUCUCUCACCCUCGACACCGUGGACUCCCGACGGCCUGCUCCAUCUGUGCUGUGUGCCCCUCCCUUUCAACAAAGGAUGUGGGCUGGCUUUGACUCAAUUCCACACCCCUUUCCACGUCUGCCAGCGUCCUGAGCCCCGCCGUUACACAGAUGAGACACAGAUAGCCAGGAGAGCAUGGAACGACCAUGAGCACAGCAGGCAGUGGCGAGUACGCGCACGGCGAACUACUCCGAGACGUGCACGCAGGCAGCAGCAGCAGCACAUGGACGUGUACGAGAACGGGGGACGAGCACGAGUAGCAAACAGAGGCACGGUGUUUCGAAACGAGGCCGAGCAAGCAAAGGCGACAACAAUUGCAAGCAACAGCAACAACGGCGAGGAACCCCAGCAGCGACAACGAAGACGGCAGCGAAAAACGACGAAGAAGACAACAGGGGUGAGGAACGGUGGCGACGACAGCGGUGGCGAGGGACGACGACGAAGGCAGCAGCGAUGGACAAUUAAGACGGCGGCAGCGGCGACAACGAGCCACACCCUACGGCCCAUCCCUCCAUACGGCCCACGUGGCAUCCCUCGCCCUCCCUCGUAUCUCAGCCCACCUCCUGCCCAUCGCUCGCAGACCCUCCUCACCUCGCAUCACCUCACCCCAACCCUCAGCUCCUUCCCUUUCAGCUGUGGGAUGCUUUUGUUCAUCACCCACCUGCCAACUGCCAGCACGACCACGGCAGGAGCACGAGCAAGCACGGCGUGA